Coregonus clupeaformis (lake whitefish) is the source of this 2639-nucleotide messenger RNA. Its product is annotated as transcription factor Dp-1. Gene Ontology annotation, biological process: regulation of transcription by RNA polymerase II; regulation of cell cycle. The transcript has 12 exons. Gene Ontology annotation, molecular function: RNA polymerase II transcription regulatory region sequence-specific DNA binding; DNA-binding transcription factor activity, RNA polymerase II-specific. Gene Ontology annotation, cellular component: nucleus; transcription regulator complex. The coding region runs from base 454 to 1683 and encodes 409 amino acids. The record is from RefSeq and is a predicted model, not a curated record. Lineage: Eukaryota; Metazoa; Chordata; Actinopteri; Salmoniformes; Salmonidae.
GCUUGCAAAUGCAGGUGUUGGCUUUUAUUAUUAUAAUGCACGGAUUAUAUACUUGAACCCGUUUUCUUAUAGCUACACAAUCGUCAAUUGCAUUCGGAAUAGUCUCAAAAUGUGCCUCUAAACUAGCUAGCCUGUAAUAUCACUAAUGCUAACGUUAGGUAGGUAGCUUGCUAGCUAGUUAGCAUCAGUUAGUCCCUUGAGUUAGUUAUCGCGGAAUGCUGGAAAGAAACAAAUUCCCAUAUAAAAAGUAAUCAGCCAGCCAGGCAUCGUGUAUUGUUGUAGCUGGCUAGCAAUUUCUGCUCAGCCUUGUAAACUUCGUGGGGAAUCUCGGUCUAGGACGUGGUCAACAACACCUACUAGGCCUUACAGUUUGCAUGAUAAAAGUUAUGGGAACUCGUUGGUGACAUCAGAGGUUCCCUUUCUUCAGACAGAGCCAUACUUAGUUCCGACAGGAUGAUGGCCAAAGAUGUUGGUCUGAUGGAAACCAAUGGAGAACUGAAGGUUUUUAUUGACCAGAAUCUGAGUCCUAGUAAAGGUGUCCUGUCUCUGGUUGCUGUCCAUCCUGCGUCCAUCCCUGUGGCCAAACAACUACUGCCCAAAACACUGGGGCUCUCCAAUGUCAACAUUGCUCCACACAUGGUGAUUGGUACGCCUCAGAGGCCCAGUGUUUCCAGUGCCAUACUGGUGAACAGCCCUCACACACCCAGCUCCCAGUUCCUCACACAGAGCCAGCCGGCCGACGCUUCGCCUUGGUCAUCGGGGAAGCGUGGUAAGAAGGGGGAGAAGAAUGGCAAGGGCCUGAGGCAUUUCUCCAUGAAGGUGUGUGAGAAGGUGCAGAAGAAGGGUGUCACCACCUACAACGAGGUAGCAGAUGAGCUGGUGGCAGAGUUCAGCGCUGCAGACAACCACAUCUCCCCCAACGACUCUCAUGUGUAUGACCAGAAGAAUAUCCGUAGGCGUGUGUAUGAUGCGCUCAAUGUGCUCAUGGCCAUGAACAUAAUCUCUAAAGAGAAGAAGGAGAUCAAGUGGAUCGGUCUGCCCACCAACUCGGCCCAGGAGUGCCAGAACCUAGAGGUGGAGAGACAAAGGCGACUGGAGAGAAUCAAGCAGAAGCAGUCACAACUCCAAGAGCUUAUAUUACAGCAAAUAGCCUUUAAGAACCUGGUUCAGCGGAACCGACAGACAGAACAGCAGACCAACAGACCUCCACCCCCCAACUCUCUCAUCCACCUCCCGUUCAUCAUUGUUAACACUAGCAAGAAGACCGUUAUCGACUGCAGCAUCUCCAACGACAAGUUUGAGUACCUGUUCAACUUUGACAGCAUGUUUGAGAUCCACGAUGACAUUGAGGUGCUGAAGCGCAUGGGCAUGGCUUGUGGCCUGGAGGUGGGCAAGUGUUCCCCGGAGGACCUGAAGGUGGCACGCAGCCUGGUGCCCAAAGCCCUGGAGCCCUACGUCACAGAGAUGGCCCAGGGCCCCAUCAGUAAAGUCUACAUCACUGGAGGAUCCUCCACCAACGGGGGGCGCCAUCAUGGCCAGGGCAGUGACAGUGGUGCAGAUGGUACCCUGGCCUCCAGCUCUAAUGACUCUCACUACAGCGGCUCCCGUGUUGAGACCCCUGUGUCGUACAUGGGGGAUGAUGACGAGGAGGAUGACUUUGAUGAGAACGACGAUGAAGAUUAACCUCCUGCCACUCCACGCCUCUCCAACAAGCAGUCUGUCUCUGCAUCUCUCUGUCGCUUUUUCUCAAGGGCGUUGAAGAAUGUUUGAGUAUGGAGGCUGUGCAACCCUCUUCUCAGAGCGGGGUCCUAAAUCACAUGAUAGCCAAUGGCUCUCUGGGAAGUGUGGUCUAUGGCUUUGGCACUGUGCUGCGUCCUUUCUGUGUAUUAUCACCCUCUUCUUGGCAAGCCAUCCCGCUGGAGAAUAAAGCAACAACAAAAAAAUCUUCCAGACAUCUCACUGCUGUUGGAGAAUGUAUAGUGUUCCUUGUGUGUGAAAUAGUUAUCUUUAUUAUGUUUUGAUUACGUUGGACAGACUCGAUGGCGAACCAUUGUUUCAAGAUGGCUGCCAGUGCAACUGCCCCCAGAACGCUGGCUCAGAGACACCUACUGGAUCCAAAAUGGCCGAUUUUUAGUUGCCACAACGCCCUAAGAAAGAUUGAGACUCCCCUUUUGAAAGUGUGGACACUAUUUUGUUACACCCCCCACUGCUAUUUGUGGCAUUGAUUUCAAGCAGAGAAUUUUUAUCUGCUCCCCCCAGUGUUGGGCUAGCUUCCUCUCGUUCUGUAGGAAGCUGCUUUUCUGUUCCUUGUGGUAGUGUUUACAAAUGACCGGCACCAGCGAGGAAAAUAACUCCUGCCCACGCUAACUAUAGGAAAAUGUUAAGCUUUGUUUGUGAAAUGAUGUAAACGGAUCCUGUGAAGAUUGUAGUUUAUAGCAUCUUUUACAGGUCAGUGUCGGAAGGAAGACCUGGACAUUAUCGAUGUAUCAAAUAUGUGGGUUGUGUAGGUCUCUAUGGACUCCCUUCGAAGAUCUCCUUUUUCAAACUGAACAACCCAUGUACUGACUCUUCCAAAAUACCUUUUCUGUAAUCUAAUAUAAGUUUGAAAAUUAAAUAUAGAGAAUGUUUUAACAAGUUGA